This is a messenger RNA of Diospyros lotus (date-plum), 1701 nucleotides long. RefSeq names its product transcription factor bHLH68-like. Gene Ontology annotation, molecular function: DNA-binding transcription factor activity, RNA polymerase II-specific; protein dimerization activity; RNA polymerase II cis-regulatory region sequence-specific DNA binding. The transcript has 9 exons. The record is from RefSeq and is a predicted model, not a curated record. Gene Ontology annotation, biological process: regulation of transcription by RNA polymerase II. The coding region runs from base 255 to 1295 and encodes 346 amino acids. NCBI's taxonomy places the organism in Eukaryota, Viridiplantae, Streptophyta, Magnoliopsida, Ericales, Ebenaceae. Gene Ontology annotation, cellular component: nucleus.
AGGCUCUCUCAAAGCCCCUAUGAUUCAAAACCUCUCUCUGUCUCUGUCUGUCUGUCUCUCUCUCUCUCUCUAAGACGGGUCUUUUUGAGAGCUUCUUCUACUUAAUCCAGAGGGGUUAGACCUGCCAAGGUUUCUACAAGGACCCGUUUGGGAGCUUCAUCAAGAGAGAAAAGUAAAAGAGAGAGAGAGAGCAAAGUCAGAGAGAGAGAGAAAGUGAAUAGGAAAGCAAGGGAAAAUUUGAUAUUCUUUGGGAGAUGAAUCGAGGUGUGUUGCAGAGCUCACCGCUGCAGCAAAUGAUGGCAGGAAGCCCGAACUGGUGGAGUCUCAACAGCAUGAAGCAGCCGCCAUCUCCACAACCUAUUUCUCCUCUGUUGGCAGCUCCUCCAGUUCAGUUCUCACAGAUACCACCCUCUUCUUCUUCACUUCCCCUUUCGUCCUCUUGGCAUGGAAACCAGGACCUUCAAGAGUCAUGGAGUCACCUACUCCUGGGAGGACUGGCGACUGAGGAAUAUAAUAAGUCAGGUCCAGGCCACCAUAGUAUUGAAACUGCUAAGAAGCUGGAGAAUUGGGAAGAACAACUCCUGCACCAAAACCCACAUCCUGCAGCUGCUGUGGAUUAUAUAAAGCAGGAGAACUCUUCAAACAGCUAUGUAUACAAUGCAGACUACCAACCAUCAGCAAAACGUUCCUGGUCCCAGAUGAUGCCUGCUUCUUCUCCAACCUCUUGUGUCACUAGCUUAAACAAUAACAUGCUGGAUUUCUCAAGCACCAAGGCAGCACCAGAUUCUUCCUCAGAGUGCAAUAGCACAGCUGCUGGUGGGGCAAUCAAGAAAGCUAGGAUUCAUCCUCCUCCAACCCAACAGCCUACCUUCAAGGUGAGGAAGGAGAAAUUAGGAGAUAGAAUAACGGCCCUUCACCAGCUAGUCUCCCCAUUCGGGAAGACUGACACAGCUUCGGUCUUGUUAGAAGCAAUUGGGUACAUAAGAUUCCUUCAGAGUCAAAUUGAGGCCCUUAGCUUGCCGUACUUGGGCAGUGGAUCAGGAAACACCAGGCAACAACAGUCUGCUCAAGGGGAGAGAAAUUGUUUAUUUCCUGAAGACCCUGGUCAGCUGUUGAAUGACAUCGGCUUGAAGAGAUCAAAAGGAGCUUCUCAGCAGGAUUCUCAAGAGGAACCAAAAAACGACCUGAGGAGUAGAGGGCUGUGCUUAGUUCCGAUAUCCUGCACGCUGCAAGUAGGGAGCGUCAACGGCGCCGAUUAUUGGGCUCCGGCUGCCCUUGGCGGAGGCUUCCGAUAGAUCAAAUUUUGGCCACGGCGGCGGCAGUACACUUUGAGUUGAGUUCACAAAAUGCUAUAACAUCAUGAGCAGUCACUCUGCUAAUUAAACAUUCAAGGCUGAUUGCUCAUGAUGCUAUACGUUUUGGGCUGGGACUAUCAACUGAGCUGGCUGUGGCAUAAUUAUAUAUAUGAUGAUUAAGGCUUCCAAAUCUAACUUGAGGUCAUUAGCUCUUAAUUAAGCAUAAUUAUCGUCACCUUUCUUUGUUCUAUCGGCUAGUACAAUGGUUUCAUGUAUAUGCCGUUUCAUGUAUUUGGUUCUUGAUUAAUGCAACAUCAGGGCUUGAGAAGCUCCAUAACCGAAAUGUUUCAGAUCUUAAUUACUUAUUAAUUAGUAAAAAAACCCCUUCAAUUCUUCUUGUUCUCAA